AUGGGAUACAAUUUCGAAUGCAUUGCUCUCUUGCUGAGACAAUUUCCACGACUUCAACAACUGAUAUUAAGAACUGAUCAUGACAGAGAUUUGUUUGACGGCCAAAAAUGGGAACAAUUGAUUUCAACCGGAUUACCGAUGCUCAAAAAACUUCAAUUUAAAUGUUCAUCAAGCAAUGUUUGUGGAACAAUAAAUGCCAGGCAAGUUCUAUGCUCCUUCAAAACGGAUUUCUGGCUAUUAAAACAUAAAUGGUUUAUUGCAUUUAAUUAUGAUAAUGAUAAUGCAGAAAAUAUAUAUACUGUACCCUAUCCAGAUAAAGAACACAAUUUAAAUUUAUCACCUUCGAUGGCAUUCAUGUCAACAUUGCUGUCGUCAAAUAAUACAACUACAGAAAGGUCGAAAAGAAAUGGUAUUUAUAGGAAUGUAAAAGAGUUAAUAUUGUUACCGUCGACAUCGGUCACCGAAGCAUCGCGACUCGGCUGUUAUUACAACAACGUUGAAUCAUUGACAUUUUUAGACCGAAAUAUGACAAUUAAAACACAUGAUCUCACUGAGUUGAUUCAUUUUUUGCCGAUUAAACAUUUAACUGUACAGUAUCGAAUUGUUCCACAACUAUUUUUGAAAUUGCUAAAAGGAUGCACAAACUUAAGCUCGCUGACAAUUGCGGCUUCGGCGCUAAUGUCUGCAACAAACGAUUUUAACGACCAACAAAUCUGUGUACAAUUGAAUAAAAAAAUUAAAAAAUAUAAUAUUAUUAAUUCAUUUAAUGCAUGUUAUAUAAACAAUGUUGAACAAUUCUGCCAGAUCUUUUCAAAUGUGGAACAACUUCGAGUGAAUGUUUCAUCGGUGGACGACUUUUUGAUUGUAGUAAAGCAGAUGAAACAGUUAUCAUUUGCUAAAAUUCAAUGUUACGACAAAAACAUGUUUUCUACAUCUGAAAAUGACAUUUCACUGUGGAUAAGACAACAUGCAUUGUUGGCAAAAGACUUUCAAUGGAAAGCUGACACCCAGAAUUUUUUAUAUUUUUUCGACCGUCGAAGAUAA
Didymodactylos carnosus is the source of this 1044-nucleotide messenger RNA. The record is from the annotation of a GenBank genome assembly. NCBI's taxonomy places the organism in Eukaryota, Metazoa, Rotifera, Eurotatoria, Philodinida, Philodinidae.